UUCUCAUGAUUUUUCUCAUAUGCUUCUCCUCGAGCCAUGGAUGAAUACAGCUGCUUUGUGGAUUGGGACAAAAUGGAUGUUACUGUCCAGAGCCAGGAUGCAAAGGACCUAACCUGCACGGAGUUCCAGGAACUCAAGCAGCUGGCCCGACAAGGCUACUGGGCCAAGAACCAUUCUCUGAGAGCCAAAGUGUACCACAAGCUAAUUAGCAAUAUCCCAUGCCGCACAGUGACCCCGGACGCAAAUGUUUACCGUGACAUUGUUGUGAAGAUUGUUGGAAAGCGUAACAGUAACUCCCUGCCACCACCAGAGUUUGUUGACGACAGCCUCGUCCCUACGUACUGCUUGAAUGCUGAAGGCAUUGGGGCAGUCAGGAAGAUUAUUUUGUGCGUUGCAAAUCAGUUCCCAGACAUAUCGUUUUGCCCAGCGCUGCCUUCUGUGAUAGCUUUGCUCCUUCACUACAGCAAGGACGAGGCAGAGUGUUUUGAACAGGUUUGCCGCAUCCUUGCUUGCAAUGACCCUUCUAAGCGGCUCAUUGAUCAGACAUUCCUAGCCUUUGAGUCCUCGUGCAUGACUUUCGGGGACCUGGUUAACAAGUACUGUCAGGCAGCACACAAGCUGAUGGUGGCAGUGUCUGAGGACGUGUUAGAGGUAUACUCGGACUGGCAGCGGUGGCUCUUCGGAGAGCUGCCCAUGACAUACAUUGCUCGGGUCUUUGACGUGUUUCUGGUGGAGGGCUACAAAGUUCUCUAUCGGGUUGCACUGGCUAUUCUGAAAUUUUUCCACAAAGUCAGAGCUGGGCAGCCCAUGGAGUCUGACAGCAUACAGCAGGAUAUUCGAGCUUUUGUGAGAGACAUUGCGAAGUCAGUGUCUCCAGAGAGGCUUCUGGAAAAAGCCUUUGCUAUCCGCCUUUUCUCACGGAAGGAGAUCCAGCUGCUGCAGAUGGCCAACGAGAAGGCUUUACAGCAGAAGGGCAUCACAGUCAAACAGAAAAGGUAGGGGUCUCCCCACAGGUAGUCCGAGUGGUCUCCACAAACCUGAGAUCCUGAGCUUUUCUAAGUAAUGAACGGUCCGCUAGUCUUGCGUGCCUGGCGGAGGAGAAGAAGAGCUCUGCUGGUGCAUGCUGAUACCUCUGCUGACUUUUUCUGUGCGGACUUGGUUAGAAAAAGUCAGCAGCCCAAAAAUCAAGCGUUGCUGGGACUGAACUGAGAAGUGUGAUGAAUUC
Messenger RNA from Cygnus atratus (black swan), 1225 nucleotides. RefSeq names its product TBC1 domain family member 24 (gene TBC1D24). Bases 37 to 999 code for a protein of 320 amino acids. The record is from RefSeq and is a predicted model, not a curated record. The transcript has a single exon. Lineage: Eukaryota; Metazoa; Chordata; Aves; Anseriformes; Anatidae.